AUGUCGGCGUUUGAUGACAACCCCUUCGCGGAGUCGUCUGGCGUCAACCCUUUCAAUGACCCAGCUGUCACACAAGUGACAAAUUCCAGUAUUGAGCCUAGUCAGUACAACCCUUUCCCUGCCACAAGCCUGGCUAGUCAGACCACUGCAGCGUCCACUUCCCCUUAUCAACCUGCAGUGCUGCAGCCAUCUACAGAGCCCACUCCACAGGCAACCGCCGCUGCAGCACAGGCCAACCUGCUGAGGCAGCAAGAAGAGCUGGAAAGGAAAGCUGCCGAGCUGGACCGCAGAGAGCAGGAGCUGCAGAACCGAGGCUCCUCAGGUAAAGAAAACAACUGGCCCCCACUUCCCAAGAGUUUCCCUAUCAAGCCGUGUUUCUAUCAGGACUUCUCUGAGGAAAUCCCCACUGAGUAUCAGAGGGUGUGCAAGAUGAUGUACUACCUCUGGAUGUUCAACUGUGUGACACUCUUCCUCAACAUGCUGGCAUGCCUGGCCUACUUCACCACGUCAGCUUCUUACGGUGUCGAUUUUGGCCUCUCCAUCCUUUGGCUCAUCCUCUUCGCUCCCUGCUCCUUCCUCUGCUGGUAUCGGCCGGUCUACAAGGCCUUCAAGUCCGACAGCUCCUUCAGCUUCUUCUUCUUCUUCUUUGUCUUCUUCUGCCAAGUGGCCAUCUUCAUCAUCCAGGCAGUGGGUAUCCCCAGGUGGGGCAACAGCGGUUGGAUCGCCGCCUUCUCGGUCAUCAACACAUCCAAAGCGGUGGGCGCCAUCAUGAUCAUAGUGGCCAUCCUCUUCACCAUUUGCGCCGUCAUGUCCGUCAUCCUCCUCAAGAUGGUUCACGGCAUGUACCGCCGAACCGGGGCCAGCUUCCAUAAGGCCCAGCAGGAGUUCUCGCAAGGCAUUUUCACCAAUAAAACAUUCCAAACUGCCGCCGCCAACGCAGCAGCGUCUGCAGCACAAGGAUCUUUCCAGGCAAACAACUAG
This is a messenger RNA of Nerophis lumbriciformis (worm pipefish), 981 nucleotides long. Lineage: Eukaryota; Metazoa; Chordata; Actinopteri; Syngnathiformes; Syngnathidae. The record is from RefSeq and is a predicted model, not a curated record.